ACGCGGCGGCGGUGGCGGCGGCGGCGGUGGUGGCGGGCGCGAUACACAACGCGACACGGUGACCUGCGUUCGACAUGUUCCACCGGCGAUGCGGCCACCGUGUCACCCUCGGCAACAGCGGCUGCACCGCCACGCGCAAUUUCUCCGAGUACAACAACGGCCUGGUGUUCAGCGCCGAGCCGCUCCAGGAGGACGAGCUGUUCGAAGUCACCAUCGACAAGAAGAUCAUAUCGUGGAGCGGCAGCAUAGAGAUCGGAGUGACGGAAUGCGACCCCGAGACCCUGGAGAUACCAUCCUGUGCCAUAAACCUCCGCCAUGGGUCCUGGAUCAUGACCGGCUCCGGCAUAGUUCACGAUGGCGAUCGCAUCGUGGAGAUAUACGGGAUGGAUCUUACUGAUCUGGAGGAGGGGAACACCUUGGGAGUCAUGCGAACGUCCAAUCACGAGCUGGUCUUCUACGUCAAUGGUGUCUCGCAGGGCGUCGCGGUCAGCAACAUUCCCGAGCGUAUUUUCGCCGUUGUGGACAUGUACGGUGACUGCGUACAGGUCAGCGUUGCUCACCCGAGACUCGCCGCACUGUGCAACGCGCCGAAGGACGAAGUCGAGAUCAAUAAUGACUACGCUGCCGGGGAAACCUCCGGCUCCUCAACGACAAAUCUAGUCGCUAACUUAAACGUUAAUCUAAGUGUCAAUGUAAACGUUAAUUUACCGAAAAAUCCAACUCCCGCGGCGAUAAGGGAGGACAGGUUGAAGUUUCACGAGAGGGUCGGCUCGUUGGUGAAGCUCUCCAAUAACGCGCGGACCGCCGAGAGGCGGAGGCCGCUCGACGAGUUUAACAACGGUGUCGUAAUGACUCAUAGGCCGCUACGAGAUAACGAAUUGUUUGAGAUACGGAUAGACAGGCUAGUGUACAAGUGGUCGGGGAGUAUAGAGGUCGGCGUUACCACUCACAGCCCUACGGCACUGGAAUUUCCGGCGACGAUGACCAAUAUGCGUUCGGGUACAACGAUGAUGUCCGGCUGUGGUAUUCUGACAAACGGCAAGGGCACGCAGCGCGAGUACGGCGAGUACAACUUGGACGAAUUGAGGGAAGGAGACCGCGUGGGAAUGAUUAGGCAGAGUAACGGAGACCUUCACUAUCUGAUAAACGGUCUGAAUCAGGGUGUCGCGGCUAAAGUGCCAGCGAGUGUGUGGGGUGUGAUAGAUCUUUACGGAAUGACCGUGAAAGUCACCAUUGUCGACCGCGACGAGAGGGAGGAGCAGAAUCUAGUCACUAGGAGAAACACGUUGCAGCUACAAGGUCUGGACAGCGAAGGUAAACACACACGUAGAAACUCUGACAAGUUUCGCGGGAAUAGGAGCUGCCGCGUUAUAACGUGUGUAAAUUUCGUAGAAGUCGGCGAGGAGGAACUUCCCGAUAGACUGAUGUUUCAUCCCUGUUGCGGGACUCACGCCGACGUGAUCAACAACGGGCGUACAGCGCACAGGCCUAACGCCAUAGACGACUUCAAUAACGGCGUGGUAUUGACGUCGAGGCCGCUGAAGCCGAACGAGCUGUUCGAAGUUCGACUGGACAAAAUUGUCACCAAGUGGGCCGGCUCCAUCGAGAUAGGAGUCACCACGCAUUCCCCGACGGAACUAGAAUUCCCGUUUACCAUGACGAAUGUCAGAUCCGGCACGUGGAUGAUGACGGGUAACGGCGUUAUGCACAACGGCACCACCAUGAUAGAUCAGUACGGUCAGAAUCUGGACCGUCUGCAGAUCGGCGAUCGCGUGGGCGUGAUGAGGAAGGACAACGCGACGCUGCAUUUCUACGUGAACGGCGCCGACCAGGGUGUGGCGGCGAUGAACGUGCCCGAGAAGGUCUACGGCGUGAUCGAUCUCUACGGGCAGGCCGCCCAAGCCACCAUAGUCGACAACGUGGACUUUUACAGUCCGACCACAAACAAUUCGAGCUUUAGUAAUACGACAUUGUAUAGCGAUCUGAGAUUUCAUCAUGUGCACGGUAAGAACGCGCGGAUUACGAACAACGGUUUGACGGCGUCCAGGCCGCGAGCCCUGGGCGAAUUCAACGAAGCUAUUGUGAUUGCGAAUCGCGCGCUGCGCGACGGCGAGAUGUUCGAGGUGACGAUAGACAAAAUGGUUGCCAGGUGGUCCGGUGCUAUAGAAGCAGGAGUCACUGUGAUAAGACCUGACGAGCUAGAGUUUCCGUCUACAAUGACAGACAUCGAUCACGACACGUGGAUGCUCUCCGGGUCGACGGUGAUGCGCGACGGCGUGACGCUGCGUAACAACUACAGCUGCGACUUGGACAAGCUGAUGGAAGGCAAUCGGAUCGGAAUGAUGCGGUGCUCGGAUUCCUCCUUACAUUACUUUUUGGACGGGGUGGACCAGGGUCCCGCCUGCACCGGUUUACCGUCGAACGUUUACCCGGUGAUCGACUUGUACGGUCAAUGCGCGCAGGUGACGAUCGUGUUGCCCGAGCGGAGGGAUCCUUUGACGCAACAAUACCUACCGUCGGAGAACAGUAUUAGCCAACAGCCGACCUCGGUGAUCCAGCCUCAGGCGCAGACUGAGAUUCUGCACAAGUUCCACGAGUCGGUCGGGCUGAACAUUCAACUGAACAACGACAGAACGGUAGCGACCAGGUGUAGGGAGUACAAUAACGCUGUCUUGUUGAGCGAGGCGGCGCUGGAGAACAACGAGCUGUUCGAGAUCGCCAUCCAGGAAGUGGCGCGCGAGUGGAGCGGCUGUCUGAGAAUAGGUGUCCUGAGCAACGAGACAGGCAACUGGUUGACGUCGAUGAACCUCGUGCCCGGCAUGACGUCCAUUCCCAGCGAUGCCUGGUACCUGACGGGCAACGAGGUGAGGCACACGGGUUUCACGCUCACCUCCAACUACUGCACGAGUCUGGAUUGGCUGCGAGUGGGCGACAAGGUCGGCGUGAAGCGCACGCACGAGGGUAACCUCAAGUUCUACGUGAAUGGCGAGGACAUGGGCGUGGCGGCGUCCGACGUGCCCGAGAUGGUGUACGCGGCGAUCGAGCUCUUCGGUAGCACCGUGGCGGUGAACAUCACCAGCAGCAGGCAGCAGAAUCCCGCCAUAUCCCCUAACGCCAGUCUGAGGCUGCAGGACUCGCUGGAGCUACUGCUGGAUCCGAUGCCGCCGCGAAACGACGCGGGAAUGGACACCUCCAUCGACGUAUCCGAGGGGAAGCUAAUCAACGACGUGACGCUCACGCCGACGCAAGCGACCGCCGUCGCCAGCCUGGUCGCCGGCGACGGGGAUUGGAGCUACGAGUUCCACGAGAAUCACGGCAGGAACAUUCAGCUCGAGACGAAGACGGUCGCCAAGCGGGUGGCGAGCUACAAUCAGGGCGUAGUGAUGUCCAGUCGUCCGCUGAUAAAGGGCAAGCCGUUCCAGGUAAAAAUAGAGAAGCUGAACGAGCGUUGGGUCUCGAAUAUCCUCUGUGGCGUGUCCUGCAUCUCGCCGGAGAAACAGGCGAGCUUCCCGUUGACGGCGCUCGGCUUCAAGAGGCACUCCUGGAUCAUCUGCAGCGACUGGAUAUUCCACAAUGGCAUGAGAGUGAGAACCAAGUACGGCGCCGGCCUGGAGAACCUUCAGUGCAACUCUACCGUGGGCCUGCUGAUCGACGAGGACAGUCGGCUGCGCUUGUUCAUCAAUAACGUGGAUCAAGGGGUGGCCGCGACCGACCUGCCACCGUACGUCUUCGCCGUGAUCGAUCUGUACGGGCAAUGCGAGCAGGUGUCCAUCGCGGGAAUUAACGAGGAGUCUUCCUACACGAGUGUCGCGAUCGACAACGCGCUGGCGGCUCCUCUCGAGUGCGCGAGCGUGGAGACGGAGGACGUGGAGAAUUCGCGCGAAAAAGCCGACCUGGAGUGUCACGAGAAGGAGAGUGCGAUGGCGACCACCUCGUUGGAUCUCUCGCCAUCUUCGACGUCGCCGAGCGUGCCGAGUCAGUGCAGCUUGAACGUCAAGGACGGCAAUCUCGAGGCCGAGUACUCGUCCUUCGGUAGUAACAACAGCGCGAACGUAGCCGACAACAGCGUAGGCGUCAAAGCGACGUCGAGCGUCGACAGCAACAACUCGGACUCGAGCUCGGAGCUCAGCAACGACGCGCGGAGCAUCAGGAACCGAGUGUACCUGGACAACGUCGUCGUGCCGGCAGCGCUGAGCAAGCAGCCCGAGAACAACUCGAGCGGGUCGAAUCACGACGCGGAGAAUCGCGCCCUGUGUACAAACGUAGAGAUAAACAACGCGACUAACAUUAAUAUACAGAAGGGCAUGGUCGCCAGCGCGAGCAACAUGACCAGCUUGAACGCGGCGAUCACCGGGGCGAACGCGAACAACGCGAUUAACGAAAGCAUAGCGUCCAAUAGUCAAGUCAAUAGUGCGAGCAGCGCGCAGCAGAACAAUUUGUCGGAUGUCCCGAACAACACCUGCUCCAGCUUCGAGUCGCGGUCCUACGCGAGUCGGGACAACGUCCGCGACAACUCCUUCAACGGGAACGUACCUCCGAGCCAGAACACGACGGCUGGUCAGCGGGACGUGCCGUACAACGCGUCCUCGCUACCGUUUGUACCGUCGUCGUUACCGUCCACUCCACUCGGGUCCACCGUCAUCGCGUCGUCCAGGAGGUGCGACUAUCUGCGGGUGUGCAUACAGCUCAAGAAGUCGCUCGUUCUGCCAGACGAGUUUUUCUCCGCCGACGAGAUAGUCUGCUACUGCAGCGUGUGCUACAAGGUGGACGGCGACAAUGCGAUCUGCAAGAAGGGCGAGCCGCCGGCGGAGUUCGCGAUACCGGUCGGCUGGGCCAGAUUCCCGCUGAAGCAGAGCAUCAACGCCGAUCAGAUCCCACAGAGCACGACGGACAAGUGGCACGUCGCGUUCUACGGCAUACGUCUGGACGCGAUAAGAUUGAUUCUGGAUCGUGGAGAGCUAAUGACCAAAGAACAACUGGACCUGAGCAACUUGACGGCGGGCACUAAGAGCGAGGACCAGAAUCCCCAGGUGUCGUUCUCGCCUAGCAUCAAGUACGCGGCGUCCGACGAGUUCACGAGAAAGUACCCAUACAUCGACAUGCAGUCGAAUAGGAAGCUGAACGCAUCGACCGCGUUCCAAUUGCUGGUGAGACCCGGCUCGUACACGAUCAGUCCCGGCGACAAGGACAGCACCGACCUGCACUGUGAGUCCAGCAAGUGGGCCACCAAGGAGGCCGGGGCCACAGCGAUCGUCGCCCUGCUCGUUCACCUGGACGGAUUUUAAUCCGUGCCCGCUUUCCGAAAGUGUUUUCCGCGAAACUUGUGUUUUCCUCCCGUCGCGUCUGUCCGCAUCGAGCACGCCCGCGCAUCGGGCCGUGACUGUUGUUUGUACAUAAGAUGUGCCGUUCGUUAACAGAACUGUGGUAAGAGACUCUCGAGACCGAUGUAUUGCAAUUCCGUCGAAAUCGCGCUGUACAUUUAUGUUAAGUUCCGACGCGAGUCCCCUCGCGCGCGUUUAGCCGUUAACGGACCUUUACCAAAAGAUUUACUUGCUAGAGGUAAAUCGAGGUUUCAGUUCUCUUUUAACGUUCAACUCUUACGUGUACAGUAUGGAUGAUUGUGUAAUAGCUGCGUUUAUUUAUAUUAUACAUAGAAUUCACUAGGAGAGGAUUUGCCGUAGAUUAGCUAUGACAAUUUUGUGAUGCACUACAAAAGACUUUUAAUUAGCAUAAGUUUUAAACGUUUUAUCACACACGUGUCAUGUGCUGUCGCUAGAUUGGCCUAAGUUAAUGCUCACGAGAACAAAGUGUAUGAAAUAUAUGGUAUUAUUGCGGUAAUGAUACUUGCCGUUUGUGCGAAGAGAACAGUAUUUUUGACGCCCGCGCUUCACGCCUAAUCAAUAUACCAAAUCUCUAUUGUAUCGCAUUAGCGGAUAAAUCUCAAGACACGGUACAAUUUUUUUAAUGCACUCUUCUGCAACGUAUUCGAUAGGGAAGCAUCGUGUAAUAUGUCUAUGUUGUAGAAAUAAAUAUAAGCGCAAUUCGCAUUGCCAGAUCAUCCACCGAA
This is a messenger RNA of Vollenhovia emeryi, 6067 nucleotides long. It is a transcript of the gene Neurl4, whose product is annotated as neuralized-like protein 4. Lineage: Eukaryota; Metazoa; Arthropoda; Insecta; Hymenoptera; Formicidae. Gene Ontology annotation, molecular function: ubiquitin protein ligase activity. The transcript is spliced from 12 exons. The record is from RefSeq and is a predicted model, not a curated record. The coding region runs from base 75 to 5285 and encodes 1736 amino acids.